AUGCCGCCUCCGAUACGGAUCCUGCAUUUGACUCAUCUCGGAUGGAAUAUAGACUCUGGGGGAUCUUCAAGAGCAGUUAUCGAACGUCUUAAUCCAUACCCUUGCAAGUCCAUAUGCUCUACAUGUGGCAAGGACUUUAGUCGUAUCGGAAACUAUACAAGGCAUCAGAAAACCCAUACCAAAGAAAAAGAGAAAUGCUUUUGUCAGACAUGUGGAAAGGCAUACUCGAACAAGUCUAACCUCGACAGACAUACCAAAAUUAAGCACACCAACCCCUAA
This is a messenger RNA of Phycomyces blakesleeanus NRRL 1555(-), 279 nucleotides long. RefSeq names its product C2H2-type zinc finger transcription factor. The transcript is spliced from 2 exons. The record is from RefSeq and is a predicted model, not a curated record. The coding region runs from base 1 to 279 and encodes 92 amino acids. Gene Ontology annotation, molecular function: DNA-binding transcription factor activity; RNA polymerase II cis-regulatory region sequence-specific DNA binding. Lineage: Eukaryota; Fungi; Mucoromycota; Mucoromycetes; Mucorales; Phycomycetaceae. Gene Ontology annotation, biological process: regulation of transcription by RNA polymerase II.